This is a messenger RNA of Paramecium sonneborni, 750 nucleotides long. NCBI's taxonomy places the organism in Eukaryota, Ciliophora, Oligohymenophorea, Peniculida, Parameciidae. The record is from the annotation of a GenBank genome assembly.
AUGAACUCUUCUAAAACUUCAAGAACUGUAAAAGCCAUGCAUUUAUUCCAUUUAGAAUAAAGAAAUUCAAAUCUUUAACAUUAUAACAUUCCUACUUCUAGAGAACCUAUUCCUAGUAUCUUAAAACCUUUUAGAUUAUCUCCAACUAAAUAAUCAUUUUCAACAUCUCAAAAAAAUUUAGAAAAUUGUUAAAGUAAAUUAUCAGUCGAAAGAAAGAUAUAAUAACUUAGAAAAGAAAUUUUAAUUGCAAAAAAUAUCAAGUAGAAAUAAUUGUUUCAAAGCAAUAAAUAAUUAAUCAAGAAUAAUUUCUCUACUCUUGAAAAAUAACUCGAUAAACAACCUAAACUUAUUAAAUAUUUUGAAAAAAAAUCACAUUCUAAAAUUAAACUCUUUGAAAUACCAAUCACUGUUCAAGAAAGAUAAAUCUAAUAAUCAACUUUAUCAACUAAAGUUACUAAAAUUCCAAUAUUAAAAUUAUAAGAAAAAUAAACUUCAACAUUAGAAGACGGAAUAAAUGAAAAUUAAGUGAUACAACAGUAUUAGUCAACUAUUAAGCUUCCAAGUGAACCUGAUUCCCCAUAAAUUAUUAAGAAGUUAUAAUCUUAUUAGUUUACAUAAAGAAGUGUCAGUUAAGGAAAUGUUGAGAAAUAAAAAAAAGUAGAAUGGACUCCAUGGCCAUAAAAUUUUGAAGGUUGGCAUGCACCUGAAGGAGAUGAAGAUUUACAACUAUAAUAUUAAUAAUUUUUCUGA